UCCGAUCUUCUUUCUGUCGGCUCACAGUCGAAACGACGAAACCCUAAUCUCUCUCUCCUUCCGCCGCCCUUCUUUCUCCUUCCAAGGCCAAGACGAGAUCGACCUUCUGUACGAUCGUGUUUCAGUCUCAAGAUCCGAACUUUGAUUCUGUGAUAUUGAUUCAUGCCGUUUUCUCACUUCUCAGGUCUCUGAACGAGUUCUAUCUACUCUCUCGCUUGUUUGUAAUGUCGAGUAAUGAGAUUGUUGAUGUGGGCAAUGGUAAUAUCAAAAGACCGAAGCAGCCUCCUAAACGUUUCGUGAAGAACCAAAUCCCUGACUCGAUCCUCAACGAUGCAUCCCUUAACGCUGCGAUUUCUCUCCUUCCCUCCAACUACAAUUUCGAGGUCCAUAAGUGCGUGUGGCGGAUAAAAUCGACAAAUGCCAAGCGCAUUGCCUUGCAGCUUCCUGAGGGUCUCCUCAUGUACGCUCUCACGCUCUCCGAUAUCUUCACAUCCCUCGCUGGAGCCUCCCAUUGCUUUGUUCUCGGUGAUGUAACCUAUGGUGCUUGCUGUGUAGAUGACUUCUCGGCCUCGGCCCUUGGUGCCGAUUUGCUCAUCCACUAUGGUCACAGUUGCCUUGUGCCCGUUGACUCCACUAAGAUCCCUUGUCUCUAUGUCUUUGUCGAGAUCCAGAUCGAUGUCAAAUGCCUGAUGAACACUAUCCAUCUCAAUCUUGCCAAUGAUGCUAAGAACAUAAUUCUCGCGGGUACUAUUCAGUUUGCAUCUGCAAUCAGAGCGGUGAAACCCGAGCUGGAGAAGCAGGGAUUCAGUGUUUUGAUCCCGCAGUCGAAGCCUUUAUCAGCAGGCGAAGUCCUGGGUUGUACAGCACCCAAGGUUUCGAUGGUCGACAACAAUUUUGAGGAGACAGUUCUAGUGUUUGUGGCCGACGGAAGAUUCCAUCUAGAAGCAUUCAUGAUAGCCAAUCCAAGAAUAAAGGCCUUUAGGUAUGACCCUUAUCUUGGCAAGCUGUUCUUGGAGGAGUAUGAUCACAAGGGAAUGAGGGAGACAAGAAAGAGGGCAAUCUCUCGGGCCAAGGAUGCAAAAACGUGGGGGAUCGUGUUGGGGACAUUGGGCAGGCAGGGGAAUCCAAAGAUUCUGGAGAGGUUGGAGAAGAAAAUGAUGGAAAAGGGCUUAGAUUGCACUGUUAUUCUGAUGUCUGAACUUAGCCCCACCCGAGUAGCGUUGUUUGAAGACUCGGUAGAUGCUUGGGUCCAAAUAGCAUGUCCUCGUCUCUCAAUUGACUGGGGCGAAGCCUUUAGGAAGCCAUUGCUGACAACUUUUGAGGCUGAAAUCGCUCUCGGGUUUAUACCCGGUUGGUGGGAGAGAAGUCCCUCUUCUGGGUGUUGCCAAGGCGGUUCAAGCUGCAGAACAAAGCAAGAAACUAGCUGUGCCUGCAGAACUGAAGAGGUGAAAGAGGUUGGUAUCGAUGGAGACUAUCCGAUGGAUUAUUACGCACAAGAAGGCGGAGAAUGGAAUUCCUCCUACGUCAAGAAGCGAUUUCGUCCUCUUCGCAGAAACCCGUUAUCUUCCUCCGUCUCUAACGCCUCUUCGUAACGUCGUUAAGACGGUCCAAAUUUUGUCAUCUCUGGCUAGCUAUAAAAGUGAAAGCUAUGUUUCUUAAUGUUGCAUAUCUUUUUAGGUCACUGAAUUGUACCUCUUUUUGCAGUCGUAUUCACAGAUUGAGAUAGAAGUUGUAACUAUGAAACAUUGCUAUUGAAUGUCAUGUUGUGUUUCUCAGUUU
Messenger RNA from Tarenaya hassleriana, 1779 nucleotides. Its product is annotated as diphthamide biosynthesis protein 1. Gene Ontology annotation, biological process: protein histidyl modification to diphthamide. Gene Ontology annotation, molecular function: 2-(3-amino-3-carboxypropyl)histidine synthase activity. The record is from RefSeq and is a predicted model, not a curated record. NCBI's taxonomy places the organism in Eukaryota, Viridiplantae, Streptophyta, Magnoliopsida, Brassicales, Cleomaceae. The coding region runs from base 225 to 1592 and encodes 455 amino acids. The transcript is spliced from 3 exons.